AAAGGUUUGCAGUCCAUAUUUGACUAUCAAUGGUGGCUUUUAUAAAACCUUCUGCAUAUCUGACCACUAACCAUACCCACCAUCACUUCCACUUGCAACAAUGGCUCAAUCUUUGAUCUCAAAAUGUUCAAUUCGCCAUUCUCAAAGCCCUAAGCUUUCUUAUCCCCUUUCAUUGUCUUCAUCCUCAACCCCCCCACCUCAGUUCCUCUCUUUCAAACCCCGCUUACCUGUUUUCUCUUUCACCGCCGGCGUCUCCUCUUCCUCUUCUCCGGUCACGUCUCCUCCGCUCGGUGCUGAUGCAGAUUCCACCAUGGAUGCUGUCCAACGCCGGCUUAUGUUUGAAGACGAGUGCAUUCUGGUUGAUGCUAAUGAUGGUGUUGUUGGUCAUGAUACAAAAUACAAUUGUCACUUGAUGGAGAAGAUUGAAUCCGAGAACUUGUUGCACCGUGCUUUCAGUGUAUUCUUGUUCAACUCAAAAUAUGAGUUACUCCUUCAACAAAGAUCCUCAACAAAGGUGACAUUCCCUUUGGUCUGGACAAACACAUGUUGCAGCCAUCCACUAUACCGAGAAUCUGAGCUUAUUGAAGAGAAUUGCCUUGGUGUCAGAAAUGCUGCACAGAGAAAGCUUCUAGACGAACUCGGUAUUCCUUCAGAAGAACUUCCAGUUGAUGAGUUUAUUCCCCUAAGUCGCAUUCUCUACAAAGCACCAUCUGAUGGAAAGUGGGGCGAACAUGAACUUGAUUACCUGCUCUUCAUUGUACGGGAUGUGAGCAUGAACCCCAACCCAGAUGAGGUUGCAGACGUUAAGUAUGUGAACCGCGAGCAAUUAAAAGAGCUGGUGAGGAAAGCAGACGCGGGCGAGGAGGGUCUGAAGCUGUCUCCAUGGUUCAGGAUAGUUGUAGAUAAUUUCUUGUUCAAGUGGUGGGAUCAUGUCGAAAAGGGAAGCCUACAUGAAGCUGCUGAUAUGAAGACCAUCCAUAACCUGUAAUUUCAUCAUUCUUUGAAAAAGAUGUUUGAUUUAUAAAAUUAUUAGUGUGAUUUUGGUAUUGCUUUUUUUCCCACUUAUAUGUUUGCAAUAUUGGAUGACUGAGGUUAUGCAUUAAGGUUAUGUAAUAUUUCAAAAAAAUAUAUAAAUAUAGCCCUUUGGAUUUUCA
Molecule: messenger RNA, 1154 nt
Organism: Helianthus annuus (common sunflower)
Lineage: Eukaryota; Viridiplantae; Streptophyta; Magnoliopsida; Asterales; Asteraceae
Product: isopentenyl-diphosphate Delta-isomerase I
Exons: 6
Coding region: 101-988 (295 amino acids)
Biological process (GO): isopentenyl diphosphate biosynthetic process; isoprenoid biosynthetic process
Cellular component (GO): cytoplasm
Molecular function (GO): isopentenyl-diphosphate delta-isomerase activity
Source: RefSeq, a predicted model, not a curated record